Calypte anna (Anna's hummingbird) is the source of this 728-nucleotide messenger RNA. RefSeq names its product ribonuclease H-like. Lineage: Eukaryota; Metazoa; Chordata; Aves; Apodiformes; Trochilidae. The record is from RefSeq and is a predicted model, not a curated record. Gene Ontology annotation, molecular function: nucleic acid binding; RNA-DNA hybrid ribonuclease activity. The transcript has 3 exons. Bases 18 to 728 code for a protein of 236 amino acids.
GCCAAGGAACUUGAGGAAUGGAAGACUACCCAGAAUUCCUCAGGUCCACCCAGGAAGAAGGAGAGCUGGAACAUGACUGCGUGGAGGUAAUCGAACAAGUGUACGCCAGCCGGAAGGACCUGAAGGAUGAGCCACUGCCGGACCCUGAUUGGGAACUGUUCACGGACGGGUCCAGCUUUGUGGAAAAAGGUACCAGGUAUGCAGGGUAUGCAGUGGUCACCUUGCAGCAGAUAGUGGAAGCAAGGGCAUUGCCCCCGGGCACGUCAGCGCAGAAGGCAGAAAUUUGGGCUCUGGUAAGAGCCCUGUUGUUGAGCCAAGGGAAGAAAGUCAACAUAUGGACUGAUUCCAAAUAUGCAUUUGGAGUAGUACAUGUGCAUGGGGCUCUGUGGAAGGAGCGGGGACUUCUUAAUUCACAGGGGUUGUCAAUCAAGCACAGGGAAGAGAUAAUUAUGUUACUGGAAGCGAUUUACAAACCAUCGGCAGUUGCAGUGAUGCACGUCAAAGGACAUCGGAACGAUCCAGGAAAAGAAUUCCAGGGAAAUCGACAAGCGGACCAAGUGGCAAAGCAGGUUGCCAGAGAGAUAUGGACCCAAUUAGCUUUGCUACCGGCUCGGGGCAACCCUGCUGCUGCACACAUGGAGGACAAACCACAUUACACGCCAGAGGACGAGAAGCUGGCUCGGAUGUUGCAGGCACGAAAGAACAUCAAGGAUUUGGAGUGCCAUUAG